AUGAUAUGGGAUGUAGAAAGAGAUAGCUUUGUCUACAAGAUUCAGGUGAAGGACAAGCCUUUAACACGAAGAGGACUCUUAAGUGUUGUUUCUUCUGUCUACGACCCUUUGGGAUAUGCUAGCCCAUUUGCACUGAGAGGGAAGUUGAUUCUUCAGGAGUUGACCCGGAAGAAGCUGAACUGGGAUGAGCCUAUCCCUGACAGUGAUGCAAAGAAAUGGAAGGCUUGGAUUGAGGAACUUCCACAGAUGGAAGGAGUUGAAGUCAGUAGAUGUGUCAAGCCCCACGACUUUGGCAGGGUAACUGAUUACGAGAUCCACAACUUCUCUGAUGCAUCUGAAGUAGCCUACGGGGCUGUAUCAUAUCUAGUGAUGAAGAAUGAGGAAGGAGAGGUGCAUAGCAGUAUCAUCAUGGCCAAGUCACGCCUUGCUCCAGUAAAGACCGUUACCAUACCUCGACUAGAAUUGAUGGCAGCUACACUUGCUGUGAAUAUGGAUGUCGUGAUAAGAGGAGAGCUAUACCGGUCUGUGAAGAAAUCAUACUUUUGGACUGACAGUAUGAUAGUGUUGCACUACAUAAAGAAUGAACAUAGAAGGUUCCGUGUCUUUGUGUCAAACAGGGUGGCUAUGAUACACAAUGCCACAGAGAUAGACCAAUGGAGACAUGUUGGCACAACGGAGAAUCCGGCGGACAUCGUAUCCAGAGGCAUGUCACCGUCUAAUCUGAAAGAUGAGGAGAAGUGGUUUGUGGGACCAGCCUUUCUACAACAGCCGGAGGAGAGAUGGCCCACAUGUCCCAUAGAGAAGGAUGGGAUCAGAGAGGACGAUCCAGAGGUGAAGCCUGUAGUCCAGAUCUUUGCUACAAGUGAGGGCAAGAAGUGCAUCGACCAGCUCUUCAUGCACUAUUCUUCCUGGACGAGACUACGCAGAGCGGUAGCUUCGUGGCUGAGGUUAAAGGAAACCCUUAGAAGGAAUGUAAAGAACUGUACUCCAGUUAAAGAAUUGAGCAGACACUUGACAGUGGAGGACUUGAACUAUGCUGAAAAUUCCAUCUUUCAGCAUAUUCAGACCGAGUCGUUCGAUGAGGAGAUGACAACCUUAAGGGAGAGAGUUAGAGAUCCACAGGGACGAGAGAGACCUGUGAAGAAGGGGUCGAGGCUUGCAAGGUUGGAUCCUGUUUUGCAAGAUGGUCUACUGAGGGUAGGAGGCAGGCUUGGACGAGCACAUAUCCCAGACACUGCAAAGCAUCAGGUGAUACUGCCUAGAAGGCAUCAUGUGUCAGCACUGUUGGUAUGGCACAUACACGAGAAGGUUGGACAUCAAGGCCAAAAUCAUGUUUUGGCAGAACUCAAGCAGUACUACUGGAUUCUGGGAGCUGGGGUCCUGGUGAGAGGCUUGUUAAGCAAGUGUGUAACUUGUCGUCGCUACCAGGCCAAGGUCGGCAAGCAGAAGAUGGCUGAUCUACCUGCCUUCCGAGUAGUAGCUGAUGAGCCAGCAUUUACACAUGUGGGGAUGGACUACUUCGGUCCUUAUGAGAUCAAGUGUGGGCGCUCUGUAAGAAAGAGAUACGGCGUGAUAUUCACAUGCAUGACAACUAGAGCUAUCCACAUCGAGGUUGCCAAUUCUUUAGACACCAGCUCAUGCAUUGAUGCCAUCAGACGCAUGAUGAGCAGGAGAGGACCAAUAAAGAGGUUGGUCUCGGACAAUGGCACCAAUUUGGUAGGCGCUAAAGCUGAGCUGAGGAAGGCACUGAGUGAUUGGAACGUUGAUGAAAUCUCAAACUUCACGGCUAAUCACAGUAUAGAUUGGAGUUUCAACCCGCCAGGGGCCUCACAUCAUGGCGGUGUGUGGGAGAGACAGAUAAGAACGAUCAGGAAAGUACUGCAUGCUCUUCUCAACGAGCAGUAUUUAAGGACAUGUCAGUCGGAGGAGCAGCUUCACACUCUGAUGUGCGAGGUAGAGGCAAUCAUCAACAGCAGGCCUCUUACUCGUGUCUCUGAUGAUCCUGGAGAUCUGGAAGUCAUCACGCCCAGCAGUCUGCUACACAUGAAGCAGACCUCAGCACCACCUCCGAGUAAGUCCACUGAGGGAGAUGUCUUCGCCAGGAGACGUUGGAGGCAGAUGCAGUACCUGGCUGAUCUCUUUUGGAAGAGGUGGAUUAGGGAGUAUCUACCUAGUCUACAGCAACGUCAGCGGUGGCAGCAGCCUGAACGCAAUCUUCAGGUUGGUGACGUGGUUCUCAUCGCAGACGGAACUGUGCCGAGGUGUUGCUGGCUGAUGGGACGCAUUUUAGAAGUGUACCCUGGUAAGCGGGGAUAUGUACGUAGCGUGAAGGUUAAGACUGCAACGUCGACACUCGUCAGACCCAUCGCGAAGCUUUGUUUACUUCUCGAGCAAGAGGAAUCGCGAUAGACGACUUCGAGAAGUUAGCCAUUUUAUUUGUUGUUUUUAGAGCUGAUACAAAAUAAUUCCAGUUCAAUUCAAGAUAGGGAUUACUUUAGGUAGCGUUGAGCAAGAAACAUUCAACUUCUGUGGACACAGCAUCUAGUUUAGGGAGCAUUGAGCAUGAAACAUUCAACUUCUGUGGACACAGCAUCUAGUUUCGCAUAAAUGGAUUCGGUUUAGAUUCGCUUCAACAAGAAGAGACUUUACUACAGUGAUAUUAUACAGAUAGAUGUGUUUCGUAGUGACUUGCUGAAAUGUUUAAUUGAAUUGAAGCAUAACUCAUUUCUAGUUAGAAUUCAGUUUCUAAAGAUAGUAUUCUGAUGGUAAUACAAUAGUUUGUAAUCAGAAGAUAAGGAAAGAAAUACAGGUAGUAUGUCCUUAUUGUCAUAUUAUUAGUGUUCUGCUAUUCGGUAAGGACAUAUGUUUCCAUAGCAACCACCUUUUUUGGAUUUAAAGGGACUGUAUUUAUUCAGUUAGGAAAUAUGUUUCCAUAGCAACCACCUUUUUUGGAUUUAAAGGGACUGUAUUUAUCGAAGUCUUGAAAAUUUCAAGAGAGUGACAGUUUUGUUAUAGAUGUUGGCAGUGAAAGGUUUGGUAAAUUCAAAGUAUUCGGUUAAUUUAAGGGGCCGGGAUGUUGAUACGAGUUUUUCCCAAUUUGACAUUGUGACGUCGGAAGCGGGGUUUUUAGGUGGAUUCUGCAUUCAGGUCAUAGAGGGCGGGAUUUGAUUCUGUGGAGCUACUGAUUUACGUUACACUGAAUGUUUAUUACACUGAAAAGUCUACUGUAAUUUUGUUUUCCUGAGACAGCCCAAUGUUGUUGAACCACUCAUUGGUAUCAUCGCAAGGGCAUUGUUGUCGAGUCGUCAUUGCAGUUGGGCUUAGUAGUACUCAUAACGUCACCGUUCCUACAAUAACA
This is a messenger RNA of Strongylocentrotus purpuratus (purple sea urchin), 3358 nucleotides long. RefSeq lists its product as uncharacterized. The record is from RefSeq and is a predicted model, not a curated record. The transcript has 2 exons. Gene Ontology annotation, molecular function: nucleic acid binding. Bases 1 to 2409 code for a protein of 802 amino acids. Gene Ontology annotation, biological process: DNA integration. Lineage: Eukaryota; Metazoa; Echinodermata; Echinoidea; Camarodonta; Strongylocentrotidae.